GGUUUUAUGUUUGGGUUUGAAAUCAGCCGUGUUUUCCAACGUUCAUUUGAAUUAUCUAAUUUCGUAGUGUGAUCAAAUAUAUAUCUAAUCACGAACAUGUGUUGGAGGCGAAGUCUACGGCUGGUUUACGUUUGAUAACGUUAAUGUGCGGCUUAGGGGAGACAGGAGGAGACGGAUGUGAUGACCCUCAUACUGUAGGUUAUUUAUUUCACUCGGACAUCUGUACAUUUGAUAUAGCUAGUGAUGUUGCCUAUGAGGACAAUGGCCUCUUUAAAGCCGUCCAAGCUGACUUCAGCUAAUGUUACGGCAUCAAAGAUCAAACACAAGAUCCUCAACACCUCCUCCUUCUUCAAGGUCUCUUUGAAGACCAACAACAAGGCCUUAGCUGUUGCUUUGCAGGUCCAGAAGGAGAGGAGCCGGGAGCUGGAGAUGGACAUUGUGCACUAUCAGAAACAGGUGGAGGCACUCUGCUUCGAGCUGGCCACCAAGAAAUACAAGCAAAGGAAACUGGUCCUCAUCUUGGACACCCUCCGUAGCAACUUGGACAUGGUGGAUGAGCUGUUCUCUGAUGGCGAUAAAGUUCCUGAGGACAACAAGACCUUAUCUUUUGGCAUCAACAACGAGAAUCUUUUAGUGGAAAGUCCUACAGAUGAGCAGCCACCUCAGCCAGAAAUGGCACAGCCUAUGUUGUGUCCCUUCCAAAAAGAACCAGCGGAUUUACCUGAAAAAAACACAAUUUCAAACGUCGCUAAUAUCCUGAACAGACCCAGAAAGUCCACAGAUGCUUUCAAUGAUAUAAGAGAUCCAGAGAAAAGGCGUUCAAGCCAGCUUGUACAGAUUCCCCAGAGAGGAAAAUCCCGUCCGUCCAGCAGCCUGAGGGAAGAAGUAGAGAGGCUGUCAAUCAUGUUCUCACAACCUGGGAUUGAUAUGAAGUCAAUCCCCUGUUUACAAAAAACCCAACCCCCCUCAGCUGUAAGCACAUGUGAAAAACCCAACCCAUCUCUUCCUGAUGACGUUCCCCUUGAACAAGAUUCCAAACAAGAGAAGACUGUGCUUCUGAAUACAACAAUGGAUAUGACGGUGAGUAAUUCUACGGAGAUAGUCGUUGUGGAAACCAAGGCUAAGAGAAAAGCCCGCUUUGGAAAGACAAAAGCCAAGAAGGAUAAGGAACAAGCCUUUGUGUCAAGUGUGGCAGAAAAUCCUCAAGUGAAGAUCUCAGCAGAUUUGAAGCGGAGUGAAGUUCAGAGUUCUCCCACUGGAACUUUGUUACAAACAGAAGGUCCUGCACUCCAUGAUGUAAUAAAACCACUUCAUAUUGAGCUACCGUUACCCAAAACACUGGGUGGGAGUGGCAAUACCUCGCGCAUUCCCAAACUGAACAAGUUUGAACACGGAAAUCAUAAUAAAAUGGGAAAGGACAAACAGAAAUCCCGUGACCAUGAGUCAAAAACAGAUUCAAAUGGAAUUGGCGUAUCGGAUCUGGAUGAUUAUUUCACAGAUCCUGAUUUUGAAAACUCAAAAGCCUGCAAAAGUGUACCAGAAAAGGACACAGCUGAAAUAGAAAGAAGGUCCAGAGUCACAUGCAGGAGGUCUAGGGUUAAAAACAGGAGCGGCUCCUCGGCCAACAGGAAAACAUUUGUGGCUUUUCCUCUGCUCCCGUGUGAAAGUGAGAGCAAUCAGUCCACAUUGCAACAGGCUCACAUAGAAGUUGAAGAAGUAGAACGUCAUGGAAAAUAUGAAGCAUGCAACGAGCAAGAACCACCUGAGGAGUUCCCGUUUUGUGCAGAUGAAGUCACCCAAUCAGAGUUCUCUGAACCGCAGUGCAAAAUGAAGAGAAUAACUCGGCGACCGAAAUGCAGAGGGACAUUCGUGGUCUCAGUGGCCAGGGAAAGUAUCUUCUCUAUCGGAGCGUCACCAGAAGUCAGUGCCCUAGAGCAGGACUUAAUGCCUUCUACUGAAACCUCCACUUGUGGGACGGAAGAACCGGCAACAGUCAUGGAUGCCGGCGUUGAUCUAAAUCAUUCAGAAUCAAACCAGCACAGCGAAGGAGACCUUAUCAAGGAAACGCCAAGCUCCUGUAAGCGUCCAUGGCGGGCCACUAUGGACAGAGAAGCCCUUCAAGAGGAUUUCAGUUGCAAUGAUGAGAUUGAGGUACUGGCACUGGACCAAGAGCGUACUUCAGCAUCACAGGUUCAGAUAUCUAAAAAAGCCAGGAGAGAGCGAAAGAGUACAUCUACUAAGAAGAAAGUUCAAAGGGAAAAGCGUGUGGAUCAUUUAAGUAACAGAAAGAAGAAAGACAAAAGAAUUAGCUUUCAAAAUGAAGUGUGUUAUCUUGAGGACGGCGGGGAUGCCUCACAUCACCGUGGCGAUGGCGUUCCUGAGAGAAACGAGGAACAACUAGACGAUUUACAAAUGGCAGACUUGCAUUCUCACAUAAUCGAGGAGGAUGACAGCUUUAGCGAUUUAUUUGAUUCAAAGUCCGGGAUGGCACAGAAUCCUAAGUGGUGUAGAAAGACAUCCACGGCGGCACACAGAUCCACAGGAGGCAGAAAGCCAAAGGAGACAUUGGUCGUCUACAGGCGGAAAACUCAAGACAUUGUUACAUUAAAGAACAAGAGAACCACUCAUGUGUUAAACAAUCUGGACACCAGGGAGGAGGCGGUUCUCCGGGAUGUGGGAAACGGGCUGAUAGACGAGAUGCCGCCAUGGAUGGACCUCGAUGACUCCGAGAUCGACUCUUUACUGGCUACUCCCAGGAGGAAGACAUCUGUCCGAGCGGCACUGAUCAAAGAGUCUCCUGUUGUCACUGCUAAACCCUCUCCAGCAGGGAGAGUCUUAACGUCACUAACCAACACCAUCGCCACUCCAGACAAUGAAAAUGGAGGAAGGAGCCGGAGAGCUAAAGGUGUCGUCAGCUACAAGGAGCCGACCAUCAACGGCAAAAUGAGGCGUGGCGACAAAUUCACCGACUGCACGUUUCGGAGUUCUCCGGUGUUCAAGGAGAACAACAAGAAGCCUUCGAAGAAGAAGACCAAACCCAAGUUGGAGAAAUCUGUUUUGCUGGUGGACUGAUUCUACUCUUUAAUUAAUUUGUUUACCUUGUUUACAUUUUGAAUUGUUGUUUUUUUUAUUCAGCUUAAUAAAUACUUUAUUAAUCAA
Molecule: messenger RNA, 3159 nt
Organism: Trematomus bernacchii (emerald rockcod)
Lineage: Eukaryota; Metazoa; Chordata; Actinopteri; Perciformes; Nototheniidae
Product: shugoshin 2-like
Exons: 10
Coding region: 244-3072 (942 amino acids)
Biological process (GO): meiotic chromosome segregation
Cellular component (GO): nucleus; chromosome, centromeric region
Source: RefSeq, a predicted model, not a curated record